Messenger RNA from Fusarium musae, 2238 nucleotides. RefSeq lists its product as uncharacterized. Gene Ontology annotation, cellular component: membrane. The record is from RefSeq and is a predicted model, not a curated record. Gene Ontology annotation, biological process: potassium ion transmembrane transport. The coding region runs from base 1 to 2238 and encodes 745 amino acids. NCBI's taxonomy places the organism in Eukaryota, Fungi, Ascomycota, Sordariomycetes, Hypocreales, Nectriaceae. The transcript has 4 exons. Gene Ontology annotation, molecular function: potassium ion transmembrane transporter activity.
AUGGCUCAACAUGAGUCUGAUGUUCAUGCCGGCGACGCAUUCGUCGGUAUUGACGAUGAUGAAGAAAAAGCCCGCGCCAUUGCAGAAAAUGAUCUGCAAGGCUCACGCAAGCAAGCAAGUAACCUCGAUCACCCAAGGACAUAUAGAGGCAUGGUACUUCUGUGGCUCAGCUUCCAGGCUACAGGCGUCAUCUACGGUGACAUCGGUACCUCGCCUCUUUACGUCUACUCGUCCACCUUCUCGGCUCAGCCUUCUUGGCAAGACCUCGUCGGCGCCCUCUCGAUUAUCAUAUGGUCUCUGACUCUCAUCGUCACCGUCAAGUACUGCUUCAUUGUUCUGAGUGCCGAUGACGAUGGCCAGGGAGGGACAUUCGCUCUUUAUAGUCUCUUGGCGAGAUAUACGCAUAUAUCAAAACGAGAUCCAAGGGACUUGCCUGGUAUUCGAUUGCAGCGGUUCAAAACGGGUGAUCUCAAGACUGGCGGCAAGAGUCUUCGUGGGCUUCUCGAGAAGUCCAGGGCGAUCCAAUUCUUCCUGCAAUUCAUCGGCGUCUUGGGUGUCUCUAUGGUCAUGGCUGACGGUGUGCUGACACCAGCUCAGUCUGUCCUAGGAGCUAUCCAGGGAAUAAAAGUCGCCAAUCCAAACCUCGGAACCUCUGCUAUCGUCGGAAUAUCGUGUGGCAUACUUGUUGCACUCUUUCUUAUCCAGCCAUUUGGCACAUCAAAGAUCGGUACCAUGUUUGGGCCGGUUGUCGUCAUCUGGUUGCUGUUCAACCUAUGCGCUGGUAUCUACAACCUCGCUGUCCACGAUUACACCGUCCUCAAGGCAUUCAGUCCACAUUUUGCCUUUUCAUAUCUUGUGCGCAACGGCCACGAGGGCUGGAGAUCACUAGGCGGUCUGCUCUUAGCUUUCACGGGCGUCGAGGCAUUGUUCGCGGACUUGGGGGCAUUCAGCAAACGCGCAGUACAAAUUUCGUGGAUCUUCCUGGCCUAUCCUUGCCUCCUAAUUGCAUAUAUAGGACAGGCUGCGUACAUAUCUCGCGAUGAUACGAGACAAGCCUUCACGAACCCCUUCUUCAAUACAGUACCCCCAGGAACUCUGUAUUUUAGCUUGGUCAUCGCGAUCCUCGCAGCGAUUGUCGCUUCUCAGGCUAUGAUAACUUCAACCUUUCAGCUUCUUACUCAGAUCAUGAGGCUCUCAUACUUUCCUCAUGUCAAAGUCAUUCAUACUAGUCAAACCUUCCACGAGCAGGUCUACAUACCCAUGGCAAAUUGGCUGCUUAUGAUUGGUACGGUUAUAAUCACAGCAGUAUACAACAAUACCACCUCGCUAGGCAACGCAUACGGCGUCUGCGUUAUCACAGUCACUUUUAUUACGACAUGCAUGGUUUCUCUUGUCGCAAUCCUCGUCUGGAGACUUCCCGCGUACAUAGUCGUGCCCGUCUGGCUCGUCUUUGCCAGUUUAGAUGCAGCCUUUCUAUCUUCCGUCUACGAAAAGGUUCCAGAUGGCGCAUGGUUCACUCUUCUCCUAGCUUUCCUCCUCUCCUGCCUCUUUACCCUGUGGCGUUUCGGAAAAGAGUGUCAGUGGGAAGCAGAAUCUCAUGACCCGGUUUCACCCCAAGCCCUCUUAUCUCCAACCACUGCGACCAAAGGCACUGUAGCUUUAUCGCCUACAUUUGGUGGGACGCCUGUCUCUACUGUUCCGGGGGUUGGGAUUUUCUUUGACAAAUCUGGUAUCGCCAAUACUCUUCCUCCGUCGUUUUUCCAAUUCGUCAUCAAGUUCGCCGCGCGACCUGCAGUCGUCGUUCUCUUCAACAUGCGCCCACUUCCGGUACCUACAGUCCCAUUGACCGAUCGUUAUGUCAUAAGGCGCGUCUCCGAGAUUGACUCGUGUUAUGCUGUUACACUACGCCAUGGCUACACAGAUAACAUUUUGUACCCGGGCCUCGCUCAGGACGUUGUUCAGCAGAUUGCGAUUUCAAUCGCAAGGGGUCGACGCAACGAUACGACAGCUCUCGAGCUAGACGUGAUGAAAUUUUCGCAGAACUCUCCAACUGUGUACAUACUUGGUAAAGAGACGAUCAAAAUUGGCUGGCCAAAUGUUCUAUCCCCCAAGGCCUAUCUCCGGUCAUGGCUGCUGUGGGUCUUUCUCUGGUUUCGAGAAAACUCUCGAACUAAGCUUGCCGAUCUCGAUAUUGAUGCCGACAAAGUAGUCGAAGUUGGGUUCAUCAAAGAACUGUAG